This is a messenger RNA of Globicephala melas (long-finned pilot whale), 1146 nucleotides long. NCBI's taxonomy places the organism in Eukaryota, Metazoa, Chordata, Mammalia, Artiodactyla, Delphinidae. The record is from RefSeq and is a predicted model, not a curated record.
AUGCUGCAGCUGAGGCUGUCCUGGCUGGGACUCGGGUCCUUGGCAGCCUCCCCAUGGUUACUCCUGCUGCUGUUCGGGGCCUCCAGGCUCCUGGCCUGCAACCUGGCCUUGACCUACACCUGUUACAGCAAUUCUCGCCGCCUCCAAUGUUUCCCGCAGCCCCCAAAACGGAACUGGUUUUGGGGUCACCGGGGCCUGGUGACGAGCAAUGAGGAGGGCAUGCGGCUGGUGGAAGAUCUGGGCCAGUACUUCCGCGACGUCCACCUUUGGUGGAUGGGGCCUUUCUAUCCCAUCCUGCGGCUUGUCCACCCUAACUUCACUGCCCCCCUGCUCCAGGCCACAACCACCAUCAUACCCAAGGAUAUGUUUUUCUACAUCUUCCUGAAUCCCUGGCUGGGGGCUGGGCUCCUGCUGAGUGCUGGUGAAAGGUGGAACCACCAUCGAUGCCUGCUGACACCCGCCUUCCACUUCGAGAUUUUGAAGCCGUAUAUGAAGAUUUUCACCAAGAGUGCAGACAUCAUGCAUGCCAAGUGGCAGCGCCUGGCUUCAGAGGGCAGUACUCAUAUGGACAUGUUUGAACACAUCAGCCUCAUGACCCUGGACAGUCUGCAGAAAUGUGUCUUCAGUUUUGACAGCAAUUGCCAGGAGAAACCCAGCGAAUAUAUUGCUGCCGUCUUGGAGCUCAGUGCCCUUGUGAUGAAAUGGACCGAGUAGAUCUUCCUGCACAUGGACCUCCUGUACUACCUCACCCGCGAUGUGCAGCACUUCCAUAGGGCUUGCGACCUGGUGCACGACUUCACAGAGGCUGUCAUCAGGGAGCGGCAUUGCACCCUCAUUAGUCAGGGUUCCCAAGACUUCCUCAAGGCCAAGGCUAAGGCUGAGACUUUGGACUUCAUUGAUGUGCUCCUGCUGGCCAAGGAUGAAGAUGGGAAAGAACUGUCAGAUGAGGACACCUGAGCUGAGGCUGACACCUUCAUGUUUGAAGGCCAUGACACCACAGCCAGUGGCCUCUCUUGGGUCCUGUACAACCUUGCAAAGUACCCAGAAUACCAGGAACGCUGCCAGCAGGAGGUGUGAGAGCUUCUGAGGGACCGUGAGCCUAAAGAGAUUGAAUGGUGGGUGCAGGUCCUCAUGGUCUGUUCCUGA